AUGCCGGUCGAGCGCGCUUUCGACUUGCACGCUAGAUUAGCAAGUAAGAAGAAGUCUCACAAAUGCCAGUUUGGGGAAGGCUGCAGCAAUCCCCCCACAAAGAAAUCUCGAACAAACAACCCUCCUGCUCCUACUCCAACAAAGGAGACAACUCCUCCACCAGCUUCUGCUAGGGAGGCAACUCCUCCAACUCCAAUAAACCCAGAUCCUCCAUCUCUGAACGGACAGACUCCUCCUCUAACUCCAGUCGACCCUAUGCCUCCAACAUCUACAGUUCAGCAGUCGGCUGGGCGCCGAGAAGAGGCCUCGGGAGACGACCUCACGGGUGCAGUGCUCAACUCAGCCAAAGAUAGGCUGUCGAGAAUAACAAAACACCGACACAGCCAGGAGGCAAUCCAGGAGACCGACUCUAUAGGGGUCGACCAAGUCCUCAACCACUCACUAAACGAAGAGCUCACUCAAUCUUCGAGGACGCUGAAUAUCCAAUUCAAAAAGAGACUUAGCGAUCAACUUAGUGCAGCUGAGGCUCGAUACACCGAGCAACUCAAGGCGACUGAAGCUACUCAUGCUGAGCGGCUGAAGGCAGUUGAGGCAAAGAAUUCUAAUGCCAUUAAGGAGGUCGAGGCGAAGCAUACCGAGGCCCUCAAGGAGGCUGAGGCAAAGCACCUCAAGGCGCUGCAGGUGACUAAGGCCAAAAUCACUUCUCUUGAAGAAGAGUUGAAGAGGAAGGCUGUGAGUAUUGCCAAGAUCACUGCAUCCAAGGAGCAGUACAAGGAGGUCUCGCUCAAUAAUUACCGAGAAGCCCAUAAGCUUCAAGAUGAGCUCAAGAUAAGCCGCAAGGAAGUUGCUGCACUGAAGGAACAGAAUGCCCGCAACCUUGAAGACUAUGAAGGGGCGUCGUUCGAGUGUAACUACUUGUUUUGGAAAAAUAACCCCAAUGCUAAUUUCUCCUAUCUCCCAGACUAUAUUAGGGAGGAGGAGUUAGCUAGGUGCGUUGCUCGCCUGGAAGAGGAAACACUUCCACGGUCUCCAGAAAUUUCUUUAGCGACCGACAUCGAAGGCGCCCGAGAAGAGGUUGGGGAUGCAGUCGACCAGCAGCAGCAGAAAUCGCCACAAGACCCCCCGAAAACCUCAUAA
Molecule: messenger RNA, 1137 nt
Organism: Humulus lupulus (European hop)
Lineage: Eukaryota; Viridiplantae; Streptophyta; Magnoliopsida; Rosales; Cannabaceae
Exons: 2
Coding region: 1-1137 (378 amino acids)
Source: RefSeq, a predicted model, not a curated record